This is a messenger RNA of Striga asiatica, 342 nucleotides long. Lineage: Eukaryota; Viridiplantae; Streptophyta; Magnoliopsida; Lamiales; Orobanchaceae. The record is from the annotation of a GenBank genome assembly.
AUGGUACUCAUUAUGGAAUUGAUUAACAAUAUUGCCAAAGCACAUGGGGGCGUAUCUGUAUUUGGCGGAGUCCAUUUUCUGAAAGAUCCUGGCUUUCGUACUUUGGUCGCCUGUCCAUUCUUUUCAAGCUUUCGACGGAGACUAGCGGAUGAGGAUAAUUAUAGUGCGGCGGCACUCGGACGGCUGCGAGCAGCGACGACGAUGGGUUUUCGGGUUGUGGCAAUCCGCGGUUGCGAGCGUCGGCGGCAAAUGGCAACCGGCGAGCGUCGACGGCUACCUGUGCUCACCUCGUACUCUGUUUUUCUGCCAUUUGUGGUGGGGGUCCAAACAGAAAAGUUUUGA